This is a messenger RNA of Lycium ferocissimum, 1264 nucleotides long. RefSeq names its product bark storage protein A. The record is from RefSeq and is a predicted model, not a curated record. Bases 80 to 1138 code for a protein of 352 amino acids. The transcript has 5 exons. Gene Ontology annotation, molecular function: catalytic activity. NCBI's taxonomy places the organism in Eukaryota, Viridiplantae, Streptophyta, Magnoliopsida, Solanales, Solanaceae. Gene Ontology annotation, biological process: nucleoside metabolic process.
AACUUAAUAAUACUAUUCUCUUUAGCUCCACAAAGUCCCCUCUUAUCAACUUGUCAAAUUGUGUACCAAAUACAGUACCAUGGCAGUUUCCAAGCUUUUUUUGGCAUUGGUUUUGCCUUUCAUGGUGCUAAUUUCCCUAGAAGAAGCAAAUGGUGCUGUAAGUGGAAAAACUAGAAAAUUGAUUGAUAUGGCUAAUAGAAAAGGCCCUUACUUGGGAUUGGUCAUUCCUAAUCUAUUUGAGAUGAACCCACUUCUUAAACACCCUAGUUACAAACCUAGUAACCUUACCAUUGAUUAUGCAGGGAGGAGAUUUCAGUUUGGAUACAUUGAUAAACAGCCCGUCGUUUUGGUUAUGACCGGACUUGCCAUGCUAAAUGCAGGAAUAACAACACAGCUGUUGUUAGCUCUGUUCAAGGUUAAAGGAGUGGUGCACUAUGGAAUUGCAGGAAAUGCAAACCCAUCUCUCCAUAUUGGAGAUGUUGCAAUUCCUCAAUACUGGGCACAUACUGCUCUUUGGAAUUGGCAGAGAUAUGGAGAUGGCCCUGAGAAUGAACUACCCCUUGAGGUGAAUGGAGAUUACACUCGAGAUAUUGGAUACUUGAAGUUUUCCAAAUACGCAGUGAAUGUGACAAAUUGCAACUCAAAUAAUAAUCUUCUUAACAAUGUAUGGUAUCAACCUGAAGAAGUAUUUCCUGUUUUUGGCACUCCCGAGGAAAGACAGCAUAUCUUUUGGGUCCCUGUUGACUCUCAUUACUAUGCAAUUGCCAAGAACCUCGAGGGUUUGAAACUAGAAAAGUGUUUAAACGCAACAACAUGCUUGAGCCAUACACCAAAGGUAACAAGAGUACACAGAGGAACAAGUGCAAGCAUAUACUUAGACAAUGCAGCAUAUAGGAGCUUCAUCUACAACAAGUUCGAUGUCAGCCCUGUUGAAAUGGAAAGUGCAGCUGUGGCUCUCAUUUGUUACCAGCAGAACGUACCUUACAUCGUAAUCCGUGCCCUUUCUGACAUGGCGGGAGGCGGCUCCGCCGAGUCGAAUGAGGCUGCUACCUUCAUCACCCUUGCUGCCACUAACUCCGUUGAAGUUACCGUGCAAUUCAUAAAGCAGUUGUCUGUGAAGAAAUAUCAAGAUGCCUGAUUUUAUGUAUUUUAAUUUGAUGGAAGUUUCUUGAGUGAACUUUAAUUUGAUGUGUACUAGUACGUAAAUUUCCCUAACAAUGGAAUUUGCGUGAAAAUAAGCAAAGUCGCGAAGGAAUUUGUAUGA